Branchiostoma belcheri (Belcher's lancelet) is the source of this 1707-nucleotide messenger RNA. RefSeq lists its product as uncharacterized. The record is from RefSeq and is a predicted model, not a curated record. The coding region runs from base 1 to 1560 and encodes 519 amino acids. NCBI's taxonomy places the organism in Eukaryota, Metazoa, Chordata, Leptocardii, Amphioxiformes, Branchiostomatidae. The transcript is spliced from 7 exons.
AUGAAGUUCUCCAGGCUGGUUCAGCGUGCAGCGUUGGGAAGAUGCGUCCUUGUGUUGGUGGGAUUUGCUGCCGGGAUUUUCUGGUCCUCCCUGCUGAAAGCGGUGCCACUGACUCAGCAAGUGGCCGUGACACAACGCCGCGGUGCAAGCAUGUUGCAUGGACAGGCAAAGCAUCGUAGUGCUCUUGGCAACAUUCUCACUCAAGCUCAAAAGAUAGCUGAUUCACAGACGAGUAGAAAACGUAAAAUUCUGCUGGACUGUGGAGGAAACGUGGCUUCUACAGUCCAGUUGUUCAGAGAGACCUACCCGGACGGCAAGAACUACAUCAUACACUCCUUUGAGUUGGACGACAGACUGGCUCCGUAUUUCGCUCCGUACUCCAACCACGUUCUGCACUGCCCGACCGCUGUGUCCAACAAGGAUGGUAACAUGACAGCGUAUGCAGAGUCAGCUUGGUCGCCGGGAAAGGGAAAGACGAGCGGUACUGACAUGCAGUGGGGAGGGGGAACCCUGUUCGCCUUCAAAAAAGAGAUACAGGACAACAUCACAGGAGGGUCCCGGAGGCUGACCUACCGACGGACGAUCCCCACAGUCGACCUGUCCCGAUGGAUCCAGGAGAACACCGACGUAGACGACUACGUCAUUUUCAAGCUAGACGUGGAAGGCGCAGAGUACGACAUUCUGACAAAAAUGUUAGAAGAAGGCACUUUUAGAUGGAUUGACAAAUAUUAUGGAGAGUAUCACGGGUGGCAGACCAUACCGGGAUGGAACAAGGCAGACAAGGCACAACUCAUCGAAGAGGUGGAAGCCAAGGGUAAGCCUCUGUUGAGAUGGACGGGAGAAACCAGGACAUAUGAAGACUUCGAUGCCAUGCACCCGAAACUGAUUGGUGCUGUUGGAAAACCCGGUGUUGUCUACAAUAAUUGCAUCAAGUCGGCACAGAAAAGGCCGAGACUGGCCUUGGUGGUGCAGGUCGGGAUGAACGCUAAGGCCGCUAGCAAGCUGGUGACUACUCUGGCGGCGCACACAAGCCGCAUUCCCCUGGCCCUGUUCGUGUACGGAGACUUUGUAGAGUUGUUUCCGACAGUGGUGAAAGAAUGGGCCGAGGUGUUCACCAUUGGCAUGCGAGAGAGCCAGCCUUUCCCGCCAGGACACUUAGCCCUACAGGCGCGCCAGUGGAUCAGGUUCAGCCUGGUUAGCGCGAUAGAACGCCACCGGGACACCGGUCUGCAGCCGACAUUGUACCUAGCGGAGAACACUACGAAGUCGGUUAUAACCGUCGCAAAGAACCAAGGAUUGAGGCUCAUCCAGCCGACAGCUCGCUUCCCUCCAACCGAAGGAAACCUUUUAACGGAGAAAAACUACUACCACUACCGGGACGUGGAGAGGGUCCCCAAAGCUCUCCGUGUUAUCGCCGACAGCCUGGGGAACACGGGAGGCGUCCUCAGUCUGGACUCGGACCAUCCCGACAGUUACAUGAUCUCUGCUUUUCUGUUGGACUAUUUGGCGGAGAACUCUGGAUUUGAGAUUGUCAGCAUUGAGGAAUGUCUGACAGAAUGAUUUCUAUUUCCAGCAUUCCGCAUUUAUAAUAGAUAUGUGGAAUGCUAUCUACACGUAGCUAAAGGUAGUUCAGGCAUCCUAUCUAAAAGUGAGAAUUGCUUUGGCCUGCCCGUCUUGUAGGACUAUACUGAGAUCAGCAUGAUCACC